UGCACACCAAAGUCUGCUUUUGUUCAUUGUGGCUGAAGAGCUUCUCCCCUCGCGCUCGCACAGAGUCACCACGAUGCCUUGGCUUUCGGUUCUUUGCCUUUCUUGGUUGCUCGGUUUGGUCCAGCAAUGUGCCGGUCAGGGUCCCUCACUAAAAAAUUUGCCAGAAUUUCAGGAGUGCAAGAAAUUGAUUCCAGUCCCCGCUCUGGAGGUCCUGCCAGGUGGAGGCUGGGACAAUCUGCGCAACGUAGACAUGGGCCGGGUGAUGAACUUCAGUUUCUCCAAGUGUCAGACCACUGAAGAUGGCUACUACUUGAUUCCAGAUGAAGUCUUUGUGAUUCCCCAGAAGCAAACCCAAGUGGAGACCAACUCGGAGAUCAUAGAGAACUGGAUGGAGCACAAGAGCACCGUCGCCCACUCCAUCAAUGUGGACACGUCCUUCUUUUCUGUGGUCAACGGGAAGUUUUCAGCCGAAAAUCAGAGAGUCAAAACUCAUCAAGUCCGGGACAAGACAUCGACGACCAGGGUGCAGGUGAGGAACCACAUCUACAGCGUCAAAACUAAUCCCAAUUUCUCCUUCGACCCUCGUUUCAAGAGGCAACUUGUAGACAUUGCCAACGCCUUAGAGAACAACCAUACCAGAGCGGCCACAUAUCUGUCAGAAUUACUUGUGCUCAAUUACGGCACCCAUGUCAUCACCAGUGUCAAAGCUGGGGCCCUCUUAGUGCAGGAGGAUUAUCUGCAUUCGUUGUACUUCUCUGAUUUCACCAACCAAAAGUCGACAAUCACAGCAUCAGCUGGCAUUAACUUUUUUAACAAGGUCAACAUUGGAGUUAAGGGCUCCAGUACCACUGAAGAUUCGGACACCAAGCAAUACACGGGUAACACCACCUACUCUCUAAUAGAAGGCCAUGGGAGCCUCCCCUUCUACCCUGGCAUCACACUGAAAAUCUGGCAGGAAGGUAUUACCAAUAAUCUGGUGGCCAUUGACCGCAGUGGCCUGCCUCUUCAUUUCUUCCUGAACAAGGAGACCCUGGAGGAUCUGCCAGAGCCUACCAUCCGCAGGCUAUCCAAGUCAAUUGAGAAGGCCAUCAUGCUCUAUUACACCGUCAACAAACACCCUGGAUGUCUGAAACCUGAUUCCAAGAAUUUCAACUUCCAGGCGAACGUGGACGAUGGGUCCUGUGAAGGAGUGGCGACCAACUUCAGCUUCGGUGGUGUCUAUCAAGAAUGCUCCAUCCUCGUUGGAAAUGGUGAGGAGCUCUGUCGUUCGCUGGAGCAGAAGAACCCGCUCACUGGAGGCUUUUCGUGUGCAGCGUCAUAUACCGCUGUCAAGUUGCGCAGUGAAGUCAAGGAAGAAAUUUAUAGCAUCUACGAGUGUCAUAAAAGGUGUCAUGGCUGCUGGUUGUUAUUUAGUUGUUGUGAUAAUGUCUGUGGUGAUGCCUACUACAUCAGGAGGGUCCAAUUUACCACCUACUGGUGUGCUGCCAUCAAUGAAGUUGUUCCGGAAUUUAAUGGCUAUCUAUUUGGUGGUCUGUACAGUAAAUCCAUGCAGAACCCCAUAACUAAUUCUCAGUCAUGUCCCUCUCACUUUAUCCCGUUGAAGAUCUUACAAGAUCUCAGUAUCUGCGUUAGUAAUGAUUAUGAGAUGGCAUCCCAGUAUGCAGUGGGAUUCGGGGGUUUUCUUAGCUGUGAGGCUACUAACCCACUGGCAGGCAAGUCUCGCACCGCAUGUGCCACGGGCUUCAGUCAACACGUAGCCGCUAUUAGUGAUGGAUGCCAGGUUCUUUUUUGUGUGACGUCAGGAGUAUUUAACGGGGGGGAAUUACUUCCCAUCAAAUUACCUCCUUUUACGCGCCCACCUCUGUCCAGCCACAGCUUCACCAACACCGUCAUGGUGAUGACAGAGGGCGAGAUGUACUGGAUUAAAGACUCCACCACGAAAUUGUGGAAGACCGUCAAGAGUGCCGAUAUCCAGAAGAUGGCCACGCUGAUCGACCCCAAUCGCAAUGCUUUGAGUGGCGGGGCGGCAUUUGGCGUGGCGUUAGCCGUCACCGUUGUGCUUGCCACCGUAAUAACAGUGGCGGUAUUUGGAGUGAAGCGCUGUCGCCGGCGAGGGUACAGAGAGUUGGCAAAUAGCAGCAGAGAGAAUCUAAAUGAGGAAACGAGAGGAAAUGAAGCAGAAGUGGAGAUUGACGUUUCGGGAUCAGAAACAGAAGCUGCAGAUUCUUCCAGCCAGAUGUCACGUGCCUAAUAAACACGUCUGGGUUUAAAAUGCCAUACAUUUACUAUUCACGUUUUUGUGUUCACUUUUUUCACUUUAUUGCAUCUUUUAAACUAUUGAUAAAUAAUGUUUAUAUAUAUAUAUAUAUAUAUAUAAAAUCACCUACUUUGAAUUUCUAGUGCAAUUAAAUUUCGAAUUUGAAAAUGGAUUAAAGAAUAGAUUUAAUUUUUUAUUUCAGAUAUCAGAUUUUUGUGUGUUUUUUUAAAUAUGCAUUUUUUUAUUACUAACAAUGAAAAACUUUGUAUUCACUGUAUGGAUAUUCACUUUAUGCAUCUGGAAAUUCUUUUAUAAACCUUAUUGUGUGCUUUAAGCCGGCUGCCAGGCAACUGACUUGUUUACUUGUUUAAUCAUAUUCUUUCUUUUUCUGUUGACUCUUUCAUGACUAAGGCCGAGGAGGGCGGGCACACCACAAAUAAGAAAAAGCCUCCCUUGCAUAAAUUUAGGAAAUCCCUUCCCAGACUUGUUUGCAUGUCGUGCCACCUCAUUUAUGAAGUAAAAACCAUUUAAGACAUGAGACUUGUGACUAAGCCAUGACGGAUUUCCAUCCAAUGAAAGGAAUGCCUGAGUCUGAUUUAAUCAGACAUAUUUUAUUGGAAUCUCUUUAUUAAGAAGUUUUAGAGAGAGAGGACAACCAGUAGGUAACAAACUUUGACCUAUUUGAAUGCCUUCACAAAUAUUUUUGUGUUCACUCCGAUUUCUCUGCCGGGACAGGAAUGAAAAACCAAAAAGGAAUCUCCUUCAUAUCUUCUUGGUUUCUCCUCGACAACAAUGAGAUCAGAAAGAAAUAAAAUGGAUGCCUUUGUCUUUGGUGUCCUGCUUCUCAGGUUUUUUUAAUGAAUGCUUUACCACGGUAUUCCCACAAGGGUCUCCUUCACGCUUUGCGGAGAUCUCAACAAAGUUGCACAAUGGGUUCAGAUCUUCUCAGUAUUUGUGUGUUUGGUAAUAUAUGAUGUAAGGUAUGGAUGGCAGUAAUAAAACACUUCAUUAGAAUCACAAAGCUGUACUACUUGUUAAGACGCCAGGCUUCAAACCCUGAGGUUAUGUGUUUAAAUCCCACUACUGACACCAUGUAACUAUGAGCAAGUCACUUCACCUGCCUGUGCUUCAAUUGGAUAAUGAAAAGAAAUGCAACCAAUCGUAUCUCAGAUGUUGCAAGACAACUUGGCUAAAGACAUCAGUCCAAUAAUAAAUGAACAAUAUGAAGUCUUGAAAGAGAUUACAGAUCUCACAAGAUAUUUUAGGCUUUUCAAAUCAAAUUCACAAUUUGGACUCCUUUAACCUUUAGCCAUAGCUCAUGUCUCCUUUAUGUCUAAAGCUGUUUCUUCUAAGCAAUUUUAGGAGCAACAUCUGUGACAAAGCUGAUUCUUAAAUGAAACAUAAAUGAGGAUCUUUUUAAAGUUUUCUGAGCCAUCAAAGAAGUAAACUUUAUCGGUGGUUGAGUAAACCACUUACUCCAGGAAUUCUGGACUCUGAUUUGGCCAUCCCACCUUUAUGGAGGAUCUAUAUCAAAGACACUCAAAGACUAAGCACUUCUUUAAUCUUUAUCUUCCCAAAUUCCAAUAUCAGGAUUGUCUGAAUGUAAUAAAUGUGCUAACUGUUAUGGAAGUACUGUGGUGCUUUUGAUAUAUUUCACCUAAUAAAGUUUUUAAAAUAUUA
Molecule: messenger RNA, 3937 nt
Organism: Erpetoichthys calabaricus (reedfish)
Lineage: Eukaryota; Metazoa; Chordata; Cladistia; Polypteriformes; Polypteridae
Product: macrophage-expressed gene 1 protein-like
Exons: 2
Coding region: 74-2251 (725 amino acids)
Biological process (GO): defense response to bacterium
Source: RefSeq, a predicted model, not a curated record